AUGAUUUCCCCACCUUGCUUUUUUCCUGUUUUAGCCAUUGCCUUAGGGUUUAGGGUUUUUCACCCAUACUUAAGUUAUUUAGUAUACCAGGGAGCAUAUGGUGAAGUCUAUUUGGUAAAGUGGCGUGGCACUGAAGUUGCAGCCAAGACAAUUCGUUCCUCCAUUGCAUCAAAUCCUAAAGCAAAAAAUACCUUUAUGAAGGAACUGGCUUUGUGGCAAAGGUUGCGCCACCCUAAUAUAGUGCAGUUCCUUGGUGUUCUAAAGAGCAGUGAUCGAUUGAUCUUCCUCACUGAGUACCUUCGGAAUGGUAGUUUGUAUGAUAUAUUGAAAAAGAAAGGAAGACUUGAUCCACAAACAGCCAUUACCUAUGCUCUAGAUAUUGCAAGUUGGGCAAGAGUUGACAUGAAUUUUCAGGAAAGGACAAGAGUUUGGACUGUGAAUGGUAAUACUAGGAAAUUAUUGAUAAACUACACUGGUUUUGGAUUAUGUUAUCUUAUAGAAGGCAUGAAUUAUCUCCAUCAGCAUAAACCAAAUGCUAUAAUACACCGAGAUUUGACACCAAGGAAUGUUUUACAAGAUGAAGCGGGCCGCCUUAAGGUUACUGAUUUUGGUUUGAGCAAAAUUGCACAGGAAAAGGAUUCAUAUGGAUACAAAAUGACUGGGGGAACUGGUUCAUAUCGUUAUAUGGCACCUGAGGUUUACCGUCGAGAAUCCUAUGGGAAGAGCAUUGAUGUCUUCUCGUUUGCUUUAAUAGUGCACGAGAUCAAGCAUAUGUUCCAAGGAGGGCCAUCACAAAGGGGGGAAAGAGCUGAACAAGUUGCAGACAAAAGGGCAUACGAGGAUUCAAGGCCACCUCUCUCUUCAUACAUAUACCCUGAACCAAUCAAAACUCUUCUCAGAGAAUGCUGGCACAAGAAUCCAGAUUGUCGACCAACAUUUGAAGAGAUAAUAUUAAAGCUAGAGACAAUCCAAGGCUCCAAGCUUAUGCCCUCAUCCUCGCUUAGACAAAAUCUUCAAGCCAAUCUCUGUUCCUUUUGCCGCUCUAGUUUCAGUUUCACUUCACUCUCUUUGUCUGUUCGUUUAUAA
Molecule: messenger RNA, 1086 nt
Organism: Durio zibethinus
Lineage: Eukaryota; Viridiplantae; Streptophyta; Magnoliopsida; Malvales; Malvaceae
Source: RefSeq, a predicted model, not a curated record